AAUAAUACGGUCGACGACAGAGCGAGCGGACGACAGUCGACAGGCGGAUCGCUAAUUAAAACCGGCGAACCUGUUCCGCGGCAUCCCAACCGAGGCGGCGUGGUGGACGUAAACACCUGUAAUCGUGGGCCGUCGUCCACUCAGUUAUCACAUAUUUGAGCAGCAGCGAUGACUUUUUGCCUGAACAUCGCUGCCUGAUAAGCCGAUUUGCGUCUCCAUUUCGCUGUGCUUCCAUGGGCCUUCCGUUCUUCUCUGGCUGUCUUCUCACUUUCCGCCCGCCGAACUCUCAGUAUCCGUUCGAGUGGCUUGGCGCUCGCUGGCCCAAGAAUGUUGGGUCUCUCGCGAUACGAAUCGUCGUGCUCAUCGGGCUUGUGGGACCAGCUCUCGGUGUUGAACAAUGAUUUUAAAAUUUUAGAAUUGUCUGACCCCUUUUCGACACCCUUGCAAUGGAUGCUUCACAGCACUGUGCUGACAGCACUUCCCAACACUAUUUGGGCGCCAAAUACAGAGUUGCAUUUGGCGAGUACAACUUUUAUCCAAAUUUCGAACGAGAAUACAACCCGCUACCAGCUUCUGACCCCAAAAUGGGAGUAUACCCAUCUGGAUCCUGCGCAUGGCACCUGCCAAGCGGUGGAAAAGCGCCUGCCACGGAUUGCCGCCCUGGAAGUGUAGAUGCAACCCUAGCAGUUCACCGAC
Drosophila mauritiana is the source of this 696-nucleotide messenger RNA. RefSeq lists its product as uncharacterized. The coding region runs from base 328 to 672 and encodes 114 amino acids. Lineage: Eukaryota; Metazoa; Arthropoda; Insecta; Diptera; Drosophilidae. The record is from RefSeq and is a predicted model, not a curated record. The transcript has 2 exons.